Molecule: messenger RNA, 999 nt
Organism: Lathyrus oleraceus (garden pea)
Lineage: Eukaryota; Viridiplantae; Streptophyta; Magnoliopsida; Fabales; Fabaceae
Exons: 1
Coding region: 158-880 (240 amino acids)
Molecular function (GO): ubiquitin protein ligase activity; zinc ion binding
Source: RefSeq, a predicted model, not a curated record
AUAUUCCUUCAAUUGUCCCUCAAAACCACACAAAGAAUCCCAACCACAAUUCAUAAUAAACAACCUAACAUAACAUCACCACCACCAACAACAACAUAUUCUUGUAAUAUCCAAAAACUGUUCCUCGUCACAAACAAAACAACCUUAUUUCUUGGAAAUGGAGUCUGUUGCCUCCAGUUCCAAUUCAACACCGAAUGACACCAACAAUAAUAACCGCCGCCGCCACUCUCGUUUCAAACACAGCCAACCAAUUUCAGACAGAAUAGUAAGAGCUCUCCGCCACCAUCUCCGUCUCCUCCACCGUACCGGCUCAACCUUCUUCAUAUUCGGCGCAACCGGUAACGUCUACACAGUAACAUUAUCCCCUACACCCACAUGCACGUGCCCGGACCGAACAAGCCCAUGCAAACACAUAAUCUUUGUCUUGAUUCGAGUUCUAGGCGUUUCGCAAAACGACGCGUGUGUCCGACGAAGAAACCUACGACCAUGUCAUCUUCAAAGACUCCUUAACAUGCCAACGUUGCCGGAAGCGGUUGCAGGGUUUACGCUACGACAGAGAUUUCAUCAGCUGUUCUUUGAAGGAGGGUCUAAGAAGGGGAAGAAUAAUGUAGAGAUGGAAGAAGGUUCGACAUGUCCGGUCUGUCUUGAAGAGAUGCGGAAGGAAGAGAAGUUGGUGGCUUGUGGAACAUGUAGGAAUGUUAUUCAUGAAGAGUGUUUGGUUAGGUGGAAGAGAACUCGAGGAAGAAGAUCGGCGAGUUGUGUGAUUUGUAGGGCAAGGUGGAGGGAUAGAGUGGAACAAGAUAAGUAUGUUAAUCUUUCUGCUUAUGUUAGUGAGGAUGAUUUUAGGGCACAAUCAUCUGGGGGGAUAUGUAAUGACUAGCAUAGCAUGUAGAAGAUCUCGUGUUUAGUUUAUGAUUAUUGUUGUUGAUAUUGUAAAUAUUUGUUUAAUGAUUGAUUAGUGUUUCAUGUGAAAGAAAAUGGAAGUCAAAUUAAAUUUAA